UUUUUUUUUUUUUUUUUUUUUUUUUACAUUGCAAAAUUAAAUUGAUGUGUAAUCAUUCAAUUUAUAUAUUUUUGCAAGGCUUGUAAAAUUUAUUUUUCAAUUUUGUACGUAUUGCUCUUGUUCUUAAUGAUCCUAAAAUUAUUCAUUUUGAAAUUUUUAAAAAUAAAUAUACUUGUGUUGUCAUUGAUAUAAACAUAUAUCAAUAAAUAUUCAUGUUUUUUUAUAUUUUAAAUAAAGGUGAAAGUUGAUGUUUUAUAAAAAUAGCCAAGAUAAUUAAAAAAUAAUAUUUAUAUUUUGUUAAAAAAAAAAAUAAAUAUAUAAAAAAACCUUUUAAGUUUGUUUAUAUAAAAAAAUGAUAAACAUAUGUAAAUAUAUUUUUUAAAAAUAAAUAUUAUUUAGAGUAUUUAGAUUUAUAUUUAAAAAUAAAAUAUCAACUCAAAGAUUGAAAAUAAAUCUAGAGUUAAAAAUGAGAAAUUGCGUCGUAGUAAUUGACUGUUUUUUUUAUCAUUAUAAAUUCAGAGAGAGAUACAGAGAGAUACAUACUGGAAACUGGUCUGAUCUGGUCAUUUGACACAUUUGGCUCAGUUAGUCAACAUCAUUUGUGACAGAAGCACUGUCUGUUACUUGUGAAUAAAAAAUAAAUAAAAAACAUUUAACAAGAAAGAAGAAAAACAUAAGUAAAAUGGCAGGAAAAUUCCUGUUAAAAUUAACACCAUUGUUAUUGGCAAUAAUUUUUUUGUCUUUAACAAUUGCAUCACCAAUAGAUAUAUCAUCUGAAAGUGUUCCAAAAAUUGUACUCCAAAAUGCAUUAUCAUCAUUUAAUCAACCAGCUGAUAAAACUGAAAUUAUCAUAAAUGCACAAAAAUUGCUGGAUUCGUCAUCAACAGUUUAUCUGUUGACCCUAACAAUCGAAGAAAAAUGUAAUGAUGAUGAUAAAUCAUCAUGUACACGAAAAACCUGUAAAAUAAAUGUUAAACAAAAUGACGAAGGUGUCAUUAAAGUCCUUGAUGAAACAAAACAAUGUCAAGAUGAAAUAAAUGAAUCAUUAAAUAAACAAUCCAUAAAUAAUAGUCAACAAACAUUGGAUCAAGAUGUAAUGAAUCAAAAUGAAAAGCCAUUUGUUGCUGUUAAGGCUCAUCAAACUUACUGUCCAAAUUGUCCAUAUGAGCUUAAUCCAAAUCUUCCUGGAUUAAAUAAAUUUGCUGAUUUAACUGCUGAAUCAAUGGAUCAUUCUAGUCAUAGUGAUUUUAAAUACAAAGUUAUAAAUAUUGUUAGAGUUACUAGAACAGUACCAUCUGGUUCAAAUGUCAUACGUUAUGAAUUAAUAAUGGAAAUUGGACAAUCAAAUUGUUUACGUACAAUUCAAAUAAAUAGAAAUGAUUGUGAACUACAAAAAAAUAUACCAGUUAAAAUUUGUAAAGUUGUUAUUGAUGAACGUCCUUGGAUUAAAAGUGAUCGUAAAAUAUUUGAUAAUAAUUGUACUCUAUCAUAUGAAAGACAAAAUGAAUUAAAUAGUAUUAUUGAAUCAACACAUGUACCUGAAACCUUGAUUACAACCAAAAAUAAUCAAGAUGAUGAUGAUUCAUUUGAUUAUAUUAAAACAGAAUUGUAUGAUCAGUUGGCACUUGAAGGACAAUUGAGCACAAAUAAAAGUCCAAUUGAUAAUGAUGAUGAUUCAUUGAUCAAGGUUGCUAAUGUUUAUUCAAAAGAUGACAUCAUAACUGAGGAACCAUUUGAAGCUGUUUACAAAAGUGAUGAAAAUGAAUUUGUUACAAUUCAUCAUAAAUUUAUUAAUAAAUUUAAAGAAUUUGAUGAUUUUUUAAAAGAUUUUGAUGUACCAAUUAAGCCAAAAAUUAAUAAUGAAAAUAUUCAAUAUGGACAAGAAGUCAAUGAAGAAUUAGUACGUCCAGAAAGAAUUGAAUUUCAAGAUAAAACACUUAUUGAAGCAUCAAGAUCAAAAAGAUCUCUGAGUAAAGAAGAAUAUUUUAUAAAAACAUUAUCACAAAAAGUCAUGGAUAGUCUUGAUGAAAUUGAUCCUGAUGAUAAUAAACGUGAAAUAAUUGAUAUUCUUGAGUCACGAAAAAUUGAAGGUAAUGGAGCAUUGUAUCAGGUAUCAAUACGUAUUGCUCCAACAACAAAUUGUACUGAAAAAUCAAAAGAUUCAAAAAAUUGUACACAAGAACCAGGACAACCAAUGAAUAUUUGUAAAGUACAAAUACAAGUAUCAGAUAAAAUGAAAUUAGAAAAUGCAAGAGUAUUACAAUCAAAAUGUACACCAGAAAAAUCAAGAUCACGACGUGAUACUAUACCAGGUGGAAUUCAAAAUAUUUCUCUUACCGAUGAAACCAUUCAACUUUAUGUUGACAAAGGUUUAAAACAAUAUUCUAAAACUGCAAAUAAUGAUAAUGAGCUAGAACUUAUUGAGGUAAUUAAUGCAACUCGUCAAAUUGUUGCUGGAUCAAAUUAUGUAAUUGGUGUUAAAUUAGGAGAAAAAAUAUGUGAAAAAAAAAUUGAAACAAAUAAAACAUGUCAGGUUAAAUCAAAUAAUACAAGAAUUUGUUUGAUAUCAGUAUGGUCAAGACCUUGGUUGAAUAGUGAUCAAGUUACUGUUAAAUGUGACGAUAAAAAAAAUGAUGAUAAUAAAAGAACAAAACGUUCACUUCGUGGUGUUGGUUAUACACAAAAAUCUUUAGAAAUUGCAAAACAAAUUGAAUUAGAAAGAAAAUUCAAUGAAUUUUUAGUAAAAUAUAACAAAAGUUAUUCAACUGAUGAAGAAAAACAAGUACGUAUUAAAAUAUUUGAAAGUAAUAUGAAAAUAGCUGAAGAAUUACAAAAACGUGAACAAGGUAGUGCUAUUUAUGGUGCAUCAAUAUUUUCAGAUAUAACACCAAAUGAAUUUAAAAGAAAACAUCUUGGUUAUCGUCCAGAAUUAAGAUCAGAUAAUAAUAUUCCUCUUGCUCAUGCAGAUAUUCCAAAUAUCGAGCUACCAGAAUCAUUUGAUUGGCGUGAACACAAUGCAGUUACAGAAGUUAAAAAUCAGGGUUCAUGUGGUUCAUGUUGGGCUUUUUCAGUUACUGGAAAUGUUGAAGGACAAUAUGCAAUAAAAUAUAAAAAACUUAUUUCAUUAUCAGAACAAGAACUUGUUGAUUGUGACAAAUUAGAUGAAGGCUGUAAUGGAGGUCUUCAAGAAAAUGCCUAUCGUGCACUUGAACAAAUUGGUGGUCUUGAAUUGGAAAAAGAUUAUCCAUAUGAUGGUGAAGAUGAAACUUGUCAUUUUAAAAAAAAUAUGGCUAGAGUUAAAAUUUCAUCAGCUGUUAAUAUAACAUCAAAUGAAACACAAAUGGCACAAUGGCUUGUUAAAAAUGGACCAAUGGCUAUUGCAAUCAAUGCAAAUGCUAUGCAAUUUUAUAUGGGUGGUGUAUCACAUCCUUAUAAAUUUUUAUGUAAUAAAAAUAAUCUUGAUCAUGGUGUAUUAAUUGUUGGAUAUGGUAUUCAUCGUUAUCCAUUGUUUAAAAAGACAAUGCCAUUUUGGAUUGUUAAAAAUAGCUGGGGUACAAGCUGGGGUGAACAAGGCUACUACAGGGUCUAUCGAGGUGAUGGUACUUGUGGACUCAAUGCUGAUGUAUCAAGUGCCAUUGUUAAAUAAUUAACUUUUUUUUUACAAUUAUUCUCUCUGAAAUAAAAAAUGACAAAUAAACUAACUAAUAGUAAUUAAAAUGUUUUUUUUUUUUUUUUAUUAUUAACCAAUAGAGAACUAUUAUUAUAUGUAUCAAAUAUUUCUAAACAAAAAAAAAAAAAAAGGAUUUUCUUUUGUAUUUUAAAUUCUUGUUCUCUAAAAGUCAAACAAAUUAUGUAUGUUCUUUUUGUUUUUUUUUAUUAAUCCAAAAAUUCAGUGUUUAAAAUUGUGAUAUUUUUAAAAACAAAAAAAAAAAUAAUAAUAAUAAAUGAUAAAAUAUAAUAUUUUAUUAGAAUUAUAUUUUAAUGUUGAAAAAUUUUUUAUCAUAUAACUAGACAGACUAAUUUGUUUUUAUUUUUUUGUGUCUAUUGAAUUUAUCAGUUAGAACUAAAAUUGAAUUUAAAAAAGAAAUUAAAAGCUCAUAAAUAAAAAAUGUAAAACUGAUACUUCGUGUUGACAAUUAAUUGAUUGUUAUUACACACUCACUUAUGUAUGCGUGUGGGUGUGUGUGUGUGUAUACAUAUAAACUAAUGACGUGAAUAUUUUGGAGAAAAACAAACAAAAAAAAAAAAAAAAACACAUUUUAAUGAGGU
This is a messenger RNA of Aphidius gifuensis, 4269 nucleotides long. RefSeq lists its product as uncharacterized. The record is from RefSeq and is a predicted model, not a curated record. The transcript is spliced from 2 exons. Gene Ontology annotation, molecular function: cysteine-type endopeptidase inhibitor activity; cysteine-type endopeptidase activity. Bases 683 to 3646 code for a protein of 987 amino acids. NCBI's taxonomy places the organism in Eukaryota, Metazoa, Arthropoda, Insecta, Hymenoptera, Braconidae. Gene Ontology annotation, cellular component: lysosome.